Folsomia candida is the source of this 936-nucleotide messenger RNA. Its product is annotated as tetratricopeptide repeat protein 30A. Lineage: Eukaryota; Metazoa; Arthropoda; Collembola; Entomobryomorpha; Isotomidae. Gene Ontology annotation, molecular function: intraciliary transport particle B binding; protein binding. Gene Ontology annotation, cellular component: intraciliary transport particle B; axonemal microtubule. The record is from RefSeq and is a predicted model, not a curated record. Gene Ontology annotation, biological process: intraciliary transport. The transcript has 9 exons. Bases 1 to 936 code for a protein of 311 amino acids.
AUGGAACCCUUGCUUUGGUACAAUCGAGCUGUGGCCUGUUAUCAACGAGGAGACUUACCCACCGCUGCACAUUAUAUUGGUGAAGUCAUUGAAUAUGGAGCCGUAAAUUUUCCAGAACUAAAAAUGGGCCAUAAAACUGAAGACUCGAAAUCUGUCCAGAGCGUCGGAAAUUCUAGAAUGUUGCACAGAUCUGCAUUGAUUGAAACUCUGAAUUUAAAAGCCGUUGUGGAGUACGAUUUACAAAAGUUGAAAGCGGCAAGAGAUACGCUGAAAGACCUUCCACCCCGUUUAGACGAAGAGUUGGAUCCGAUUACUUUGCAUAACCAAGCAAUUCUCAACGUUCAACUGGAUUACAUCGAAAGUUUAAGAAAAUUACGAUUUUUAUUGGAACAGUCUUCGUUCCCACCAGAAACAUUUGUCAAUUUGUUGAUUCUCUACUGGCGUUAUGAACAGAUUGACCUAAUUGCGGAUAUAAUGGCUGCAUAUGGAGAGUACAAAAUGAAAUAUAUGAACCAUAAUAUGCGACGAUUGUUCGAGUCCCUCAUUAAACAAGAAGUUGCUCCAAAUGAGGCAUCCGAGGAAAUGGCAGAACAUUGCGUUGAAGUGGGCAAGACUUUGCUGGACAUGGUUAAAAGGGUUGCAAGUGUUAAAGUGUACGGAAACGAAGAUGAAAUACGGACAGUUUGCAAUGAAUUUGACGACUUGAUCGAUGGAACAUACAUGCCCAUGUUACUAACCCUGGGAAAAUUCUACUGGGAAAAGGACGAUUUGAAAAAGGUCGAGGAAAUUUUGAAACUUGGAGCAGAAUUUCUAAACGACCGAGACCCCUGGCUCGUAAACUGUGCUCAUGUCGUAUACCGCCGUGGAAAAGACUUUAAAGAAGCUGCAGGAUUGUAUGAGCUCGUCGUAAGAAAAUAUCAGCUAGAGGUUGAUUAA